Molecule: messenger RNA, 6612 nt
Organism: Haliotis rubra (blacklip abalone)
Lineage: Eukaryota; Metazoa; Mollusca; Gastropoda; Lepetellida; Haliotidae
Exons: 5
Coding region: 233-3379 (1048 amino acids)
Source: RefSeq, a predicted model, not a curated record
UGGGUAUUUUCUGGAAUGACGCUAACCGAGUUUUCCAGCGAAAUACGUAGAUUCUAAAUGUUGGAAAACUCGGGAGGCUGAAAGCUGUACUCUAGAGUAGAGCUCAUGUACCACGACUGGUGGCGUUUUUUGAGUUCAUUAAAGAACUAGAAGCACAGUACACUGUCCAAACGUACCACACGUUGUUUCCUUGGCAGCUACAGUGUAUGGGGAGGACGAUAUAGGCAGGGACAUGAGUCAACGGUCCAUUCUCAGUUUCUUUGCUCGAUCGUCUGGCGAGGGGGGCUCAGCCAAGACACCUGCAGAACCACAGCACAGCCAACAUGACAGUGAUCUCGGGGCUUCCGAAACACAACGUAACUACAUGCAAACAUCAAGUUUGGAACUGGAUGAAAUUGAAUUCUCCUCAGACACAGAUUGUAGCUCCAGUGGAGAUGAAAACGAAGAAGGACCUGUGCCGGGCAACAAACAAAGAGUUUCAUUCCCCACACUCAGCAUUUCAAAAAUAAAAAUCAACAAGAAAGACGAAAGCAAGACAGCAGAAGAGAUUAUUUCAAACAUUACAAGGCAAGCAAGAAAAAGGAAAAGGAAACAUGGAGGAGAAACGCCUAGAAAGAAGACAAGGGGCACAGAUGGACUAAUAGAUCCCCAAGUGCAGCAGACAUCUGACGUCCGGAGAGAGAGUGCCAUCUCUGAAGGUGUCCCUAAUACUUCUGAAUCACAGUCAGCAGACGGGGACAACAAUGGACCUGGUACUUCGCAGCACUCAGUUUUGGAUCCAGCUAAAGCUGAUCGAAAGGCAACAUUGAAGGAGCUGCUUUUGAAAGAAAAUGUGACUGGCAGAUUACAAGAACAUGAAUCUGGCUUUCAGGUUAAGCUGUUUGAGUGCACAACACCCAUACAGUGUCAAAUGUCACCUGCCAUCGAGUCUAUCAUAGAACCAAGGCAAUUACAACAUGUUAAUCAAAGAAUAAGUUACAUGAUUUUCUUUUACAGAGACAUGGAUGGUCCAGAAAUAUUUGCUGCUGUAUCAGGAAUGGCUUACUUACAUGUUGAUCAGAGAAGCUGUCCAGAAUUUCCAAAGAAGAUAGCAAGACGACUUCUGGAGCCAACAACAAUUGAGCUGGAUACAAGGAAUGUGACAGGAGACACGUCACAAGUCAGGAAACAAUACAUUCCAGAGAGAGGAGGAACCAUCAACAUUUGGGAUGUCAUAGACGUGGUCGUCCACAAGUACAUUGCUAAACCAAAAAAGAUGGCAUCAAUCCUCAAGUUCUGCAAAACUUGGCAAAUCAAACGCCCAUCAAUUGCAAUUAAAAAACUUUCUAUUGGGGUUAUGACAAAAUUUCCAAACAUAUUUGACAUGCAGGAAAUAAUUUCUCAUUUUGCAACUAUUGACAGAAAUGAGCCUACAUACCAGUUUGGUUCCAGUCAAAGAAAAGAUGAAGAAAAAGAUGACGAAACAUUUGCAAUGUUUGACUUGAUGCAGGAAGAACACAACAAGGAGACAAUCAAGAGGCUUCAAGAAAACUUGUACAUAAGAAUCAACAGAUAUCUCAAGAACAAAUCUGAAGAGUACAUCCAGCUUUCUUGUGAUGAUCUUGAUCUCUGGCUAAAAGCAAGUGAGUAUAGGCUUUUCCUAGACACAAAAUCAAAGAGGUCUCCCAUAAAAACAUGGAAAGAGAGUCCACCAAAUUUCAGAGAUGUCUUACAGGCCUUAAGUGAACAUAUCUUGCAAAACAAGAUUUUUGGAAAAAUGCUGCAUACUGAUGUAAAGAUGUCUCUGCGCAAUGCUGGUGGAACACCAUGCCCAAAGAAACCCAUCACCAGCUUCAUCCAAUCAAACUUCGCAUCUUCUUCCUCCUCACCUUACUACUUUUGGUGUGGGAAAUGGCUGAAAAUAAAACUUGAGUAUUUCCAAAUGCUGGAUGAAAGUUUCAUGUCUGUCAUAAAACAGCAAACAAUCACCUCAGCAGGUUUGAUGCCUUUGCCUUGGGUUCAUUCACACGCAGGGGAAGCGUCUGUCAAACUGACAACAAAGAGAUUUUCACUGGAUUCUCUUCAUGAGUUUCUGACUGAUUUCCUCCCUAGCAAGGAAGUGGUCUUGGACCUACAGGAAACCGAGAAGCUCUUGAGGUCUCAUGGUGAAGUUAGAGAGGUUAAAGGUGGCAUAGUGUGCUCUUAUCAACCAAGCGAUAAUGAACAUGAUGAAGACCCAUUGAAAUCAUGUGUACAAUUAUUUCUCAGAAUGAACACACCUCUUACGGAAGGUAUGUACAAUGACACUUACAUCCUUUUGGACAAACUAAUCAGAAUGAGAAUAGAGCCAUUACAGACUGGCUUCCUAGUUGGAGACCGAAUGUUCAUUAACAACAUAGAAAUGUUUGAUAUAAUCAUGUACAAUCAGACACACACGUACAUCAUCCAUGUCAAGGAAGGUUUUGACAACAACACAAGAGUCGUGGCAUCUCAGAUUCGAAACUCUGCAGAUAUCCUCUUCAGGGCACUGACUAGUCACAUGACCAAAACUGUUCUUGAUGAAAUGUGGGACCACUUCACGAGAGAGAAAACAAAGAAAUCAGGUAUAAAAUCUCAAUACACCCUUGGAGAACUAGCAAAGAAAGAGGGAAUGGAAAAGAAUCAGCGUGCAAUGAAAUCAAAGCUAGAAGAGAUGAAAAAAGAGGGGUUCAUGAGGCUCUUUAAAGAAAGAGAGAUUGUUUAUGUUUUGGCGGCAAGGGACAAGUCAGAAGAUAGGACAAUGGAAACUGCUGAUGCAUUGAUGACACAGGUUCGGAGUGAAUUUCCUAUGAAAUGUGAGAAGAUCUUGCAAAGUCUUGAGGCAAAACUGUACGUGCAGAAGAAACAAACUCAUCAUGUGGUCACAGAUAGGUUUAGAUAUGUGAAUCAAGAAAACUUUCUCAAAGAUAUGAAGAGCGAUACCCCUGGCAAAUACAACCAGUCAGACAAAGAAGGGGAAAUUCAUGGAAGCAGCAGAAUUGAUUCCAAGGCUGUUUCAAGCACAGAAUUGCAAAGUUCAACAGAUGAAUUGACCAGAGGUUUUGAUAAAAAGAUACCUCAUGCUUCAUCAUCUGCUGGAAGUCCACAAGAGAGUCUUACAGUGACAGAGGAUGCUAGUCCAAGACACUCAGCAGUACCUAUCACUCAAGGUCUCUGGAAGAAGGUAUAUUCAAUUCUAAAAGAUCAGCUCCCAGAUACCAGGUCAUCCAUUGUCAAGUUGGAUCUUUUAAGUCUCUUUAGUCAUUUCCGAAAAUAUCAGAUUGGGGAAAGAAAGUUCCAGCUAAAGGUUUGCUUUAUUCCAAAGUCCAACAAUGACUUUAGAGAAGACCUUGGAUCAUUUCUAAAAGGUUUGAAAUGUUGACAAUCUUCUGGCCGAGGAUAAAUUGCAUGAAAUAUGGAAACAGAUGUGAUUAUUGUCGAUAGAGACUUCAGAUAACAGCAGUGAAGUUGUGACCGUUUUUUCCUAGGCAAGAUAAUUAGGCUAACUGUGACAGAAUCUUCACUUUGCCAUAGACUUGUCACAUCAAGUUGAAUAGGCUUAUUGUGACAGUAUCUUCGCUAUGCCACAGACUUGUUCACGUACACCUGGUAUCAUCACUAUUUGAUAGUGAUUCGCAAACACGCAAUGGACUCUUUUGGUAGAGAUGAAUGACCUGUUGCCUUUAAUAGUACUACUUAGCAGCAUGAUCUACUUGCUAUUGUACAAUGGGCACUUCUUUGGUUCAUAUGAAUGACCAUGGAAAUGUUUUCUGUUGCCUUUAAGAUACUAUUUAGCAGCAUGAUCUACUUGCUAUUGUACAAUGGACACUUCUUUUGGUAGAGAUGAAUGACCAUGGAAAUGUUCUCUGUUGCCUUUAAGAUACUAUUUAGCAGCAAUAUCUACUUGCUAUUGUACAAUGGACACUUCUUUUGGUUGAUAUGAAUGACCAUGAAAAUGUUUUCUGUUGCCUGUAAUAUACUAGUUACUAUUUAGCAGCAUGCUGUACUUGCUUUUGUACAAUGAACACUUCUUUUGGUAGAGAUGAAUGACCUUGGAAAUGUUUUCUGUUGCCUUUCAGAUACUACUUAGCAGCAUGAUCUACUUGCUUUUGUACAAUGGACACUUCUUUUGGUAGAGAUGAAUGACCUUGAAAAUGUUUUCUGUUGCCUUUAAGAUACUAUUUAGCAGCACCUUCCAACAGAUUUUUCCUGUGUGGCAAUUAAAAAAUGCAGUGAAGUAUUAUAUUUCUGAAAUGACAACUAAUGUUAUGGUGUCUUUCUCAUGUUUAAUUACCUGGGACCAGACCCAUUGGCUAAGAUAUUUGUAACCUAUCUCAGGUUGUGAGCGGUCAUAACACCGUGAAUGCCCUGUGAAUUACUAAGUAAAUUGUAAAUAAAAUACAAGGUCUUAUCAGGAUUAUUUCAGCCAUAUAGUGAUGAGAAAAUGUUCAAAGCUUACUUGUCAUUAAUGUUGUUACUGCACUGCAAUCACUGGAUUGUUUGGUCCAGAAUAUUGCAGAGUUCGGUGUUGAACGAAAUCUUUAACCGAUAUUCAUGUAAGAGAGUAAUCUCCCCUCAUUUCUUGUUAGUGGCAAACUACUCUAAUGACAACAUGGACUAAUUUCCUGAGACACUGUCUAGCAGUAUUCAAUUCAAAGUCAUUUUGAACAAAAAUUUUACAGCAUAGAUGUCCCAGUUCUUUUCUUUUGUCUGACUGCAGGGAAUUAAAAUUCAUCUGAAUACAACAGUCUUUCAUAAAAUGUGAAAUAAGAAAUAUAUAACUGCCUUUUGGCUUCCAAAAACCAAACACAAAAAGGGUAUGGAAUAAUUUUAUAUACACCAAGAAUGAUUCAUUGCAUGCAUCUUUUAGAAUGUUCUUGGGUCGAUAAAUACUUAGAAGAAAAUUUUACUGAGAUAACCAGAAACACCUGUAACCAGUGUCUAACUGCACCAAAUGUGAAGGUAUCAGCAUAAAACAGGAAAUUAUCUUUCAUAGAACACAAUCUGUGAGGUAAAUGGUCCUUCUUUUCAGACAUUCAUUGUCAACAUAAUUUAUGUUAUUAUGAGGCUCACGUGUAAUCAUUCAUUUAUGUUUUCUCUGCCUUUAGUUAGUCCCAAGUUGACUGUGCCAUAAGAGCUCACAUAAUAAUCCAACGAGGGUUCUGUGUGAUCAAGUGACUAGCAUGUGAUUGUUGAGUUGUUUCUAAAUUGCGGACUGAGAAAUACGGAUUAGGAGUCAAAAUUGAAAGCUAUUGUGUUGUAGGGUAUAAAAUGAUAUGAAAUGGUUUGCUUUGCAGUAUGGUUAUCAUCAUGACUGAGCAAUCUAGCAAAGGACCCGACAUAUCUUGGGGGAUAACUAGAUCAGAUGUUGGUAAACUUAAAAGAGACAGUAAAAAAAAUUGAGUUGAAGUAUGAAGUUAGCAUCGCAGUUGAGAAUGGCGGAAAAUCGGAGCAGAUUGCUAAAGAGUUUGGCGUUCCACAAAACACACUUUCCACAUGGAUAACGAAUUCUGAUAAAAUCAAAGAAGCGUUUGAGAGCUCAUCCUUCUCCCUAACUAUAAAACGUAUGGUCACAGCUAAGUUUGAAGUAGACGAGGUAGUACUGAAAUGGUUUAAGACAGUUAGGGGUAACAAUAUUAAUGUAUCGGGGCAUAUGAGCGUUAGUGUCUUUAAUUUGUUAUUAUGAGGCUCCUGUGUAAUCAUACUUUUAUAUUUGUCUGCUUUUUAGUUAUUCCCAUUUUAACUCGGUGCCAUAGGAGCUCACAUACUAAGACCUGUGAAUAUAAAUCUUAUUUUAUUUUAUUUGAUUAUACUCAUUUAUUGGAUUUAUGUAUAAGAUUCAGAUGAAGGUAUUCGUUUGUAUGUAGAAUAUAAGAUGUUAAAUUGUCUACUGAAUAUGUUGUGAUAUAAGAGAUCUGAGACUGGUCUGUAUUAUAAGGAUUGCUCUUAGGCUAAUGCUUAGUCUUUGAAAAUAUAUCAUUCUGUUGGAAACAGAGAAGUCCAUUUAAAAUGCAGGAGCCCAAGGUGGGAGAUUCAGAGGCUGAGAACAAUCUAGACUUGCCUCAUUUAAGGCAUUAUAGAGAGGGAUGGGUGAAAGGGAAAAUAAUUUGGUUCAGAGUUAGUGAGUGAGUGACUGAGUAUCUGCGUUUUCCAUUUUACCAGCAAACAGCACGGUAGGGGAACGCAUCAAUCCUAGAACGAGCAGUUUUGGUCAGUGACUAAAAAACCCUUUUAGCUAAAUGGAACAUUUCUGUUGAAGAAUUAUGCACCAUUAGAUAAAAUAAUUUGUGUCCUCAAUCAGGAAUAUAUUCAAUAAGAUAAUAAUUGGUCUCCAAUUCAAUUUUCAAAUACAUAAGCCAAAAAAACCCAUGGUUAUCUGUGUAAGAAUAGCAUAUAGAGCAAUCCUUGGAAUUCAAGGUAUCAACUGAUUUGUUGUGUACAGGGCAGUGCGUCCUCAAAAAUGUAUGGAGAUUUUGAAAACAUGUAAUUUUACAUAGUGUGACAUUACUUUUUUAUUAUGAUAUUUAUCUAUCUUUCAUUGUAACAUAUGCUUUUGAGCCAUGCUUCAAAUAGAUUCUGUAACUUUGCUUCUUGCAAUAAACUCUGGUGCCAUUA